Molecule: messenger RNA, 1596 nt
Organism: Cryphonectria parasitica EP155
Lineage: Eukaryota; Fungi; Ascomycota; Sordariomycetes; Diaporthales; Cryphonectriaceae
Product: family 5 glycoside hydrolase
Exons: 1
Biological process (GO): glucan catabolic process
Cellular component (GO): cell surface; extracellular region
Molecular function (GO): beta-glucosidase activity
Source: RefSeq, a predicted model, not a curated record
AUUGCUGCCGGUGCAUCGUUAGCCAUCGUGAUCACCAUCAUCGUUGCGGCGGUUGUCGUGAGCAAGAAGAGCAGCAGCUCCGGCUGCACCAAUGAUCUGACGUGCAACUUGGACAGCAUAAGUAGCAGCAGCAUUCCCGCCGGCGCGCCGGACUAUCUGAACCCCUUCACCUGGUACGACACCAUCGACUUCAACCUGACGUACACGGACGCCAUGGUCGGCGACCUGCCCAUCAUGGGUCUCAACUCGACCUGGGAUGACUCCAACGCCCCAAACAGUAUUGUCCCCGCCCUCAACGAGGACUGGGGCUCCUACGCGUCCCGGCCCGCCCGGGGCGUCAACCUCGGUGGUUGGCUGUCGAUCGAGCCGUUCAUCGCCCCCGACCUCUUCGACUACGACGACUCCCUCGGCAUCAUCGAUGAGUACACGCUAUGCACGUAUCUCGGGGCUACGGCGUGCAGUUCGACUCUUGAAAAGCAUUACUCCUCCUUUGUAACCGAGUCGACGUUCGCCGAGAUAGCCGACGCGGGCCUUGACCACGUCCGCAUCCCUUAUUCCUACUGGGCGGUCCAGACCUACGAUGACGACCCUUACCUCUUCCGCACCUCGUGGCGGUACUUACUUCGCGCGAUUGAAUGGGCGCGCAAGUACGGCCUCCGGGUCAACCUCGACCUGCACGCCCUCCCCGGCAGCCAGAACGGCUGGAACCAUAGCGGCCGCCAGGGCCCCAUCGGCUGGUUCAACGGGACCAACUCGACGCAGAAUGUCCAGCGCUCCAUCGACGUGCACGACCGCCUGUCCAAGUUCUUCGCCCAGCCCCGCUACGAGAACAUCAUCACCCACUACGGCCUUGUCAACGAGCCGCGCAUGACCUUCAUUGCCGCCUCUGAGGUCAUCAACUGGACCACCACCGUCUACUCCAUGCUCCGCGAGAACGGCCUACCAAACAAGACCAUCGUCGUCUUCGGCGACGGCUUCCGCGGCCUGGACGCUUGGCAGGGCGAGCUGACGGGCUACGGCGACGGACUGGCCCUCGACGUCCACCAGUAUGUCAUCUUCAACAACGAGCAGAUCGUCUACAACCACUCUGAAAAGGUCACAUACGCCUGCGCGGGUUGGACUGAGCAGACCGAGCGGUCCAUGAACACGUCCACCGGCUUCGGCCCCACCAUGGUCGCCGAGUGGUCCCAGGCCGACACCGACUGCGCCACUUAUCUCAACAACGUCGGCUGGGGCAACCGGUGGACAGGCACCUACAACACGGGCAAUUCGUCCGACCCCCUCGAGGCCCUGACGCCCCGCUGCCCGACCACCGACAGCAGCUGCUCUUGCACGUCCGCCAACAACGACCCGAGCACCUACAGCGAUGACUACAAGCAGUUCCUUCUGUACUUUGCCCAGGCACAGAUGGACUCGUUCGAGACCGGCUGGGGCUGGUGGUACUGGACGUGGUGGACAACCGAGGGGAGCUACCAGUGGAGCUACAAGCGCGGCCUGGAGGCGGGAAUCCUGCCCGCUAAGGCGUAUGAUCGAAAUUUCCACUGCAACUCGACCACAAUUCCGGAGUGGUACCCUGCGCUGCCAGAGACGUAUUAG